Molecule: messenger RNA, 4930 nt
Organism: Tachysurus fulvidraco (yellow catfish)
Lineage: Eukaryota; Metazoa; Chordata; Actinopteri; Siluriformes; Bagridae
Gene: lrfn1
Product: leucine rich repeat and fibronectin type III domain containing 1
Exons: 7
Coding region: 1416-3647 (743 amino acids)
Molecular function (GO): protein binding
Source: RefSeq, a predicted model, not a curated record
UCAUCCCUUUGGGGCACGACAAGAGAUGCGCGUCCGUGAGUGCGCGCGCGAUGUUCGGCUCCAGUAUCCGUGCUCGGGAAGAGCUGCACGGAGAGGAAUGAAGAGAAAAGAGAAGAAGAAAACAUUUCCAUAAAAGAAAAAAAGAAGAAGAGACGACUCUGAGCUUGGCGCGUGCGGGCGGGCGUGCGUGCACGGAUCGCAUUUAUCUGGGAGAAGAAGAACAAAAUGAAUAAAUAACUAAAUACAUACAUAGGAAUAAAAUAUUUUUAUAUAAAUAUUUUUGUAAUAAUAGUAAUAAAUAAAAAAGAGCAGAGUCGUCCUGCCGUCUGUGUCCACGGGAAUACACGAGGAUGGAGCGCGAGGGAUGACGGGCGGAGAGCGGAGGGCGACGGCACGCGCGUGUUCGGAUGCGCAUCUGCGCAGUUUCUCCCGCGUGCACGGAGUUUAUCCUGCUGUAGACCACCGCAGAAUCGCUCGAGCACAUCCGUUUCAUAGUCUCGCGCUGCACACGGACCGUUCUGGUGCUUUUGGUUUUUGGAUUUGGCUCUCACACACACACACACACACACACACACACACACACACACACACACGCACACACACACGCGCGCGCGCACAUACGCACACACACACCGCUGUCUCGUCUCGGUAUCACUGGAUCGCUUUAUUUUUCUCCACACUGAUGAGGAUCGAUUAAGGAUGCUGGAUUAAGGAGCGCUGGUUGUUUUUUUAUUGUGUGUGUGUGUUUUUUUUUUUUGAAUGCAGAAGGAAAUGCAUCCCUCCAUCUCUCCGUUACGAGUUUAGAAGUCUCCUGCGAGACGAGGCGGAGAUCCGGUGCGCAUUUCUGCGUCUCUGCGGUGGAGAACUCGAGCGGGAUUUGUGCGCCUGCCUAUUUUUAAUCCUCCUGAUUGAUGCGAUCCCGUUCUGUUUGGAAAAUAAUUACUACAGAUCAACACCAGGGGUGGAGAAGGAGGAGGAGGAGGAGGAGGAGGACGGAACUUCAGCGCGAGACCGGCCUGGAGAGGUCUGUAUGAGCGUAAGUAACACAACAAACGUUGGCUUUCAACGUAGGAAGACAGAUUUCCUCAAGAACUCCUUCUUUCCAAGCUGGAAUCUUGUGACAACAUUUCAACAUGGCGGCUACAUUGCAAAGAGCUCAGAUGGUUCUCUUGGGACCUGCACUCCGUCUGAGGAGUAACAGCUCAUUCAUGGGACUUGCCGUGUCUGCUUUUAAGUGCCGAAUUGUUGGAGAGGAUUGAUGGAAAGAUGAUUGAUGGAAGGAGUCUCCAGUGUCAGCACUUUGUAGCAGUCAGAGGUGGCAUUAAUCUUACUACCCAGAAUUCCCUAGGAGAAAACAUGAUGAGAUGAGUGACACAGGAAGAGCCUUCAUCUCUGGACGAGGAAGCUGAUAAACCAUGGAGCGUUUCAUUUUUUGCAUGAUGCUGUUGGGGGUUCUGGUGCGAGGACAGCAGUGCCCAGGCCGAUGUAUCUGCCAGACCAUCUCACCCACCCUGACCUUGCUUUGUGCGAAGACUGGACUCCUGUUUGUUCCACACACUAUUGAUCGCAAGACCGUAGAGUUGAGGCUAACGGACAACUUCAUCACAGCGGUCCGUAGGAAGGACUUUUUAAACAUGACGAGCCUGGUGCACCUGACACUGUCCCGCAAUACCAUAAGCCAGAUUGCACCUCAUGCAUUUGUUGGACUCAAAGCAUUAAGGGCACUUCACAUGGAUGGGAACCGACUGACUGAUAUAAAGAAUGAUCAGCUGAAAGGUUUGGUCAACCUUCGGCAUCUCAUCCUGGGGAACAACCAAAUCCACCAUAUAGACCCUUCCUCCUUUGACGAGUUUGUAUCAACUAUUGAGGAUUUGGAUUUGUCUUACAACAACCUGAGGACGUUGCCAUGGGAGGCUAUUGCCAGGAUGACCAACAUCAACACGCUAACUUUGGAUCACAAUCUUAUCGAUCACAUAGGAGCUGGAACUUUCACGCUGCUUACCAAACUGGUCAGAUUGGACAUGACGUCCAACCGUUUGCAGAAGCUGCCCCCAGACUCCCUCUUCCAGCAUGCGCAAGUGCUGUCUGAUCCUAAAGGUAGCUCUAGUUCCUCUAAACUGACGGUGAGUUUUGGUGGGAACCCACUCCACUGCAACUGUGAGCUUUUGUGGUUGCGCAGGCUCACCCGAAAGGAUGACCUGGAGACUUGUGCCUCACCUGACCAACUUAUGGACAAGUAUUUCUGGUCCAUUCAGGAGGAGGAGUUUAUCUGUGAACCCCCACUCAUUAUCAAGCACCAUGUCACUAAGCCGUAUGUCAUGGAAGGCCAAGGUGUUACGCUCAAGUGUAAAGCCAUGGGUGAUCCAGAUCCUACAAUUCACUGGCGCUUUCCUGAUGGAAAGCUGGUCCACAAUAACUCACGUACCAUCCUGUAUGAUAAUGGAACUCUGGACAUCCUGAUUACAACACUGAAAGACAGUGGGGCGUUUAACUGUGUUGCCUCGAAUGCUGCUGGAAUUGCCACAGCAGCUGUAGAGAUAAACAUGAUCCCAUUGCCGUUGUUCGUCAACAACACUAGUCACAUGAAGGAGGCUGACCCUGGCUUGUCUGACAUCACCACCUCCACCAAAUCCGGUAACAAUGACACUAAGCAACAGGACAAGAGGGUGGUGGUGGAUGAGCUGACCUCCAAUUCGGCCAUGAUCCACUGGCCUUCAGAGCGACACAUUCCAGGAAUAAGGAUGUACCAGAUCCAGUAUAACAGUACUAUGGAUGACACUCUGGUCUACAGGAUGAUUCCACCAGAGAGCAAGACAUUCCGGAUCAAUGACCUGGCGGCGGGACGUGAGUAUGAGUUGUGUGUUCUUGCCGUGUAUGAUGACGGCAUCACGUCCCUCACCGCUACACGUGUGGUCGGUUGUGUCCACUUCCGUACCGGGCCUGAGGCGGGACAGUGCCAGUUUGCUCAAGCACAGUUCCUGGGUGGCACCAUGAUCAUCAUUAUUGGUGGCGUCAUUGUGGCCUCUGUGCUCGUCUUCAUUGUCAUCCUGAUGAUCCGAUACAAGGCGUAUGGCACGGCUGAUGCCUCCAAAGUCAAAGGUGGAAUGUCUGGAAGUGUCCACUCCGGUCGUGCCACGUCAAAAAAUCAGGAGCAUGUGGGCGAAUCUCCAGUCAGUACAGACUGCCAUGCUAUUGCGCUGCUUAGCCUUGAAAAUGAGACUCGGGAGGAAGCAAAGGAACUGACGCCUCCGAUUAACCCAGAGGUGGCAGCUUUGGCUCUCGUACCUGCUCCUCCCAUCCCACCAUCCCGCAGGGCAAGUUUAGGAGCCCCACCUUCAGAUGAUAACCAGACAGACAGCAGCCUGACAGGCUCCACCAUGUCACUUUGCCCCAUUGGCACCAGUACAAGUGACAGGGACAGGAAGCGGACGCCAGUGGCCAUUGGGUUGCUGCCGGGUGAGCUGGCGAGGGCAAGGCAUCGCUUCUCAUUCGAUGGGGACUACACGCUUUUCCAGAGCCACAGCUACCCGAGACGGGCCCGUGCCCGCCGCCACAAAUCCAGCUCGCAGCUUGAUGUCUCGCCUCCGACUGAACGCCGCAUCACGUUCAGUAGCAGCACUGAAUGGAUGCUCGAGAGCACAGUGUGAAUAACUGAAUAACACGUACACAGUGGGGUCCCAAACUCCGAGUUCACUACAAGCAACUGUCUUUAUUUCAUCAGUUAUCCCGGGUCAAUUCAAUUUCAAUACAUUUCUCAAACAAGAUCACUAAUAUUGUUUAUUAGUGUUCACCAAUUCUCUAAAAUAAUCCCAGACUAGACUUAGACUGGAGGGGAUUGUGGGGUUACUUUUUUUAUACUCCCAUUUCUGACCAUUCCAGCAGACACUCUUGAUCAAUCCUGCCUGCUCCCACAACUGUCCGAUUCUGUUACCUAGACCAGGAAAGGGCAGUUACUGAUAAUGGGUUAAUAAGAGCAGUAAAUCUGUCCUGCAUUGUAAACACACUCAAGUUCAAAAAAAAUGUGACUACGUUAUUAACCGACUGUUGUCAACAAAGUAAAAACUGCCCGCUGCUGUGACUUUUUCACUGGGUCUUACACGAUCCCGGUCCAACUACACACCUCCCGCUAUAACACCAGUCGUGCAACACCAGUUCAGUCUUAUGUCAUUUGUGACAUUAUUCCUGAGCCACUUGAAAAUCCCAUCCAGACCCAUUUCUCAACUCAUGUCAAUCAAAUCCCUCGACACUGCAAUAUUGCAGGACUCACUACAGUAUGUUUGCUUCACUGCCAGUUGCCAUGGUUUCAGCAUGAUAUCCACACAAGCUAGCUAAUGUAUGAAGAAAGAUAAAACACCUACAAAUUAGAGCACGAAUCUUCAACCAGAAUAGCAAGUCCGAAAGGACAUGUUUGUGUGCAAAAUGCAUCGGUAUAAUGACUAACUGUCUUAAAAACAGGCUUAAGUGGUUUAAUGUUCAAAAAAUGAGAUGGUGAAAACACUAAUGUGGGUUAAACACUUUUAGCAGUAAAGCAAAGAGUCCCACUGACCAGCUCAGGAUCUCAAGUCUUUCACAUUUGGGGGAAAAAAAAUUAAUGUCAGUGUUAAAGUUAAACUUUGCACAAGGUUCUUUGGUACAUUUAGCAGCUGUAGAUUUUCAAUGCUUCAGUCAUUUUCUUGGAUGCUACAGCAGACAUUUUGUCAAUAUUCACAGAAUGCUUUUAUUUUUCUUGUUUUUUUGUAUCAGCUAAAUUCUGGGAUUGGAGCAUCUCGUCGUUGUCUGGCGGAAACCUCGUAUGUCCAAAUGUUGUCAAUUUCAUAUUUUUGCACACAUCGAUGCUAUCGGUCAGUCUCCAUGUGGGUCUGUUAUUUUUACAAGUUAUUAACCAAUCUAAAGUCUUGAAAAUAGCUUGAGCGCAAAUCUCUUAACUCCA